Molecule: messenger RNA, 701 nt
Organism: Pyrenophora tritici-repentis Pt-1C-BFP
Lineage: Eukaryota; Fungi; Ascomycota; Dothideomycetes; Pleosporales; Pleosporaceae
Source: RefSeq, a predicted model, not a curated record
AUACCACAUUACUUCAGUAGUAUAGUAGUAUUGAACGCCGCUGAACCUAAGAGUCCUUCGCCACGAUCAUGGCGUCGCCGUUAGAGGGAUGUGUGGCCUCGUUGCGCAAUAGCAUGCAACUGCUGGAUUCAUCUAUCAAUAUACUAGACGACGGCGUCAGUGACCUACCUCGAUUGGCGAAAGUACUGCAGACAACCCGGCACUUUGAGCUCAUCUCCGAAUCGGACCUUCAAACCGCACAGUCAGCCCUCCUCUCAGAGAUCCGCCCAGAAGUCGAUAAUCUCCUAAAACGUGUCGAGAACUACUUAGACAAGCUUGAACGCCGCGAACAAUCCCUGAUCGCAAAGUGCGACUUGAAUGACGGCAGACUUGGUCGAGAUGGAACUGGCGGGUCAGGCUCAAGACCGGCCAGUAGGUCUGCGCCGAGGAGUGGGGGGAAAGCAGUCAGUGCACAACAAGAACUGCGAGUCAAGGCAUUGAAGGCAAAGAAGGAUAGGUUGAGCUAUGCGGUGGAAACACUGGAAUUGCAGGCAAAGCAACGGGAGAGACAACUGAGAAUGAGCAUGGCGGCUCCGCAGCAGCUUUAUGAUGAUUAGUUCUUGCAAAGAGUUUGGUUUAUUGUUGGGAAUAGUCGAUACGCAGUAUGGCGCAGAUUGGAAGCCUUAUCGUAUUCGGAUGGGCGUUUUGCGAUUAAGAUACCC